AUGAAAGGAAUGGCCACAGUUUCCCCUGCAGGCAAUGAACACCUCCUGAUGCUUCUCAGAGAAAACAAUCACAAUUGGUUUUCAUUUGUGGGGGAAUUGAAGAUGUUGCUUCACAUGUACACCCCUGAGGUCCUAAACCAGGUGCUUGUGGAUUUAGCAGCAUUCCUGCCUUUCAGUGACUUGCCUGACGAAGAAGAAAGACUAGUAGAACAAUCCCGGCAAGCAUUCUUGAUGACAGAGAGAAGAGUAGCAAGAGAAGAUGAUGAUGUGUUGUCUGAUUCAGAGAGCGAUGAUCCAGAGGAUUGGGUGGAUGUGGGUAAAGGACUCACUGAGAAGAUGAAAUCACUUGUGGUAAACGAAAAGAAAAACAGAAGAAAAGGGAUAGGAGAAGGCUUCUAAAGCUGGUGGCAGAGAAAAGUGUACUGAAGAGAAGGGUUCCAAAACGUGCUUCAAAAUUACUUAAGCAAUUCCCUAACCUUGGGAAAGAUAUUGAAGAUUUCGUACAUGAAAAUCGAAUUGGGGCAGAUGCAUGGAGAAGAACGGGUGUUGCCACCUUUGAUGGAAACGUUAAGAGUGGGCCUCGUGUGACAUACCGCAAAAUCAAAGAACACCUAGAAAGAAAGUAUCAGAGAAAGUUUAGUUAUGGGGCAAUUGUCCAGCUGUCUGUUGUCCGGAACAAAAGGCGCCAAUCUUCCAAACGCUAUUGGGGUGCAGCACAGAUUACUUGCAGAAGGGCUCGAAAAGGAUUUAACAUCAAGCUAAACCCAGAUGCACACUGGAGUUCCUCCUUCUACAAAGGACUGGACAAGAUACAGUUAGAAGAUGGUAGAGACAAGUGUAUAAUCAAUCGUGACGACGCAGCUGGCUUCAGAUUAGACACCACAUAUACUCAUAAGCAGUAUAAGGCAAUCUCGGAUGCAAGUCAACAAGAAGUCACAACAAGAACACACUAUGUCAACAAAUAUGCAUCCAUAUUACAAGUGACAUCGUAUCUAGUGCCAGGUACAAAAAAAACUCCCCAAUACUCAGCAGGCAUUGUCAAAGCACACAUUGUGUACCCGAAAGAUCCAUCGCAGCAUGCGGCAGAUGUUGUUAUGCUCGAGAAUGAACAGGAAUUCAAGCCCUGCAUGAAGAACAAGCCAAUAUAUUGCAUUCAGUAGACGGUGCAGCUGAUGAAGGUCCGUCACAUAAAGAAGUAAAAUUUAUGUGGACCGAGCGACAUUUGGAACAGGAAAAAGUGUGCACCUUGGUCACCACCCGCUGCAGUGGCUCGUCAUACCUAAACAGAGUUGAGCUUCAAAAUGGAUGUUUGUCUGUAGCCCAUGGAAAUAUCUUCAUUCCGUCAACCAUUCAUGGAACCAACUUUGGAAAGAAUGGGUCAAUUGAUUAUGAAAAACUUGAAAGAAAUCUUGAUGCUGCUACGGAUGUUUAUAUCAGCAAGUGUAAUAAUGCGCCAUUUGGAAACUCGUCCAUAACGCUUUUUAAGGGCAACAGGAAUGAUCUUGCAAGGAAAUACAAAAGCAGACGACCUCACCUUAUUGCAUUUUUGAAGGGUUCACAGCAGAGCAAAAGAAAACUCAAGGAAGAAAACCCAGCCCUUUUUGAAUACUUCACAGAAAUUUGGCAGCUUAGAGAUCGGCACAUGGUGGAGGGGCUCCCAAGUCAGUACAUAUUCCAGCUCCUACCAUGCUACAAAGAUGUCUGCAUUCACCCAGUCUGCAGAAAAGGUAAACCUGAUAAAGAGCUUGUGUGGUACGCUGGUUGA
Pocillopora meandrina is the source of this 1765-nucleotide messenger RNA. The record is from the annotation of a GenBank genome assembly. Lineage: Eukaryota; Metazoa; Cnidaria; Anthozoa; Scleractinia; Pocilloporidae.